This is a messenger RNA of Chilo suppressalis (striped riceborer), 3400 nucleotides long. The record is from the annotation of a GenBank genome assembly. NCBI's taxonomy places the organism in Eukaryota, Metazoa, Arthropoda, Insecta, Lepidoptera, Crambidae.
AUGGGGGUCGAUGCUGACAAAGAAGCCGGUUCCUACAUUCUCAAAAGUUAUGGAGAAUUCUUCAAAAAACAAUACCAGGAAUUAGUUUUAUUAAAUAAUAAUGCAAUUUGGGAAGACAAUAAAACAUUUCAACCAAUACAAAUUUUUAUGGAGCCUACAGAGCUAAUUCCAGUCACCAGACUUGUUUCAUCUGAUAAUAUUAUGAUGACCAAAGUAUUAGGUGCAUUAUCAUCACUCUGUGUUGAAGUUAUUCGAUUGAAAAAAGAAGCUUUUGACAGAUAUUUCCCCUUCUUAGCAGUUUAUGAAGAAUAUGGUAGCAGCAGUAUUACCUUUCAAGUAAACACCAUAUGUUCAUUAAACUCAUUCUAUAUUCGGUGUGAUGACACACUUCGGAACAUGUGUAGUCAAGUCUUUGCAGUUUUCACAGAAGGAAUAGUCAAUUUAAAUGCGAUUCAACUGCACUAUGUUAUAAAUUAUAUAGGUGAACUUUUUACACUUAUUGUUUUAAUGGAGCUGUUGAUAUCAAGUACAUCAUUGGCAUCAAAAUGGAGCAAAUACUGUCAAACUUUACAUACAUUCAGUCAAACACCUGAAAAAUUGAAUUUGACUGAAGACAGUUUAAAGGCUUUACUUGGAGCUAUUGAAAAUAUCAGAUGUAAACUUAUGCAUGAUGAUAUAGUGCAAAACACACUUCAAAGUUUAUUAACACUUCGAAAAGGCUUAGUUGACAAAAAUUGUUCAAAUGCAUCAGGAGAAUUCAUGCAGUACCUAAAACAAGCUAUAGUUAAUCUCGAUAAAUUGGUCCAGGACAAGCCAAAUUUAGCCAAUAUGUACAAGUGUAUUAAAAUGAAUGCUCUUUUUGUUCUAAGUUCUUAUUUAUUUGGGAAUAAUGAUAAAAAGUUAUUCAAAUCACUUAUUGAACUAAAUAUCAAGGCUCACAGUGUCCAUGUUAUUGGGACCACAGUGUGGUUUCCGGAACAAUUCCUUCAAAGACAUUUAUCAGCAUUGUGUGCAAGUUAUGGGAAAGUAUCACAAAUAAUGUUGAAAGCUCGACAGGCUUAUAUUGCUGCUAGAAAAAAUACUCUAUCAAAAGAUGUAUCACACUUACAGUUAGUGUGUACUAAUUGGACCCUGACUAUAGAAGAGAUAUUUUCAAUGAAACACAACAAACUGAAUGCUGCUGAAAUGACACAGCAUGCUAAAGUAUUGCUUGAAGGCUUGGAAUUAAUUUCUGGCAUUAACUAUUCUAUUCUUACACUUAUCAGUCUCCACCUCUCUUUAGGAAUACCUUUGUCCAAAAGUGUACUUAUGUCAUUAUUUGAUAUAAUUGAUACAUUGAAGAGUUUGCAAAAUGUUGUUGUGCGCAAUAAUUUCCAAAUAAUCAAUUCUAUUCAUAUGAUUCUGCAUCAUUUGAUUUUCCAAGCAACAUUAUCCAUUCAAGAAAUGAAAAAAUCUUUGGUGGGAGAUAAAAAUUAUGCAAACAAGAGGCUAGAUGAAUUAACUUGUGUUGUGAUAGCUGAACAAGCUUUAAAAGGUGCAACAACUGUAGAACGAAAUAUAGUUGCAAAUGUAGCAUUAAGUUUGAUUCCAGAGAGUACAUAUACAGAUGAUAGUUAUGCAAGAUUAGCUAUUUUGUUGGAAAAAGUACAAAUAUUGUCUAAUUACACAAAUACCUUUGAAAAUCUUUGUAAUUGUUCUUGGUUAUUAUGGCAUCAGAAUGUGAUACCUAUAUAUUUUGAACAAAAUUUUAAUGUACAGUUGAAUGCGUUGAAAGUAAAAUAUUUUCUAAUGGUGUUGGAAGACUGUAUGUUGUUAUUGCAUGAUACAGACAAUCUUUUUAAUGUUUAUAAAUCUCAAGAAUUUCUGAGUGAAAUGAAAAGCUUAAUAAAUGAAAAUAUUAUAAAUAACACAAGUCAAAACAUAGAAACAAAUUUACGUUUACACAUUCAUUCUCAUUUGCAGUUGGAUGUUAAUAAUCCUUUCGCUACAAAUAUGACUAAGAAAUUGUUACUAGCUAUUGACAAACUACGAAUCCAAAGUGCAUACAUGUGUGUUGUACCAUCAGUGGAACAUUAUUUGUCCACUAUGUAUUACAACUUGACUACUGUAGUACUUUCAGACUGGAAAACAUAUGGGGAAAUGAGACAGAUGGCCAGGUUUAAAUUCAACCUUAAAACAGUCCAAGAUAAUUUGCCUACGCAAACUCUUGAACAAGGAUUGGAUGUGUUGGAAAUAAUGAGAAAUAUUCACAUUUUUGUAUCAAAAUAUCUCUACAAUUUAAAUAAUCAAAUAUUUAUUGAAAAAAGUAGCAAUAAUAAACACCUAAAUUCCAUCAAUAUCAGACAUGUGGCCAAUUCAAUAAGAACACAUGGAACAGGGAUUAUGAAUACAACAGUUAAUUUUACUUAUCAAUUUUUAAAAAAGAAAUUUUUCACUUUUUCUCAGUUCAUGUAUGAUGAACAUAUAAAAUCCAGACUCAUCAAGGACCUCCGAAAUUUUAAAGAUGCUACUUCUAAUGGUGGAAAUAUGUAUCCAUAUAAAUAUGCUGACAAAUUUAACAAAGGAAUCAGAGUUCUUGGAACAGCUGAUGAUGGUCUUAGUUAUUUGGAUUUAUUUCGUGAUCUCAUAAGCCAGAUUGGCAAUGCAAUGGGAUAUGUGAGGAUGAUAAGAUCAGGGGGAAGACAUUGUUGUUCAGAUGCCACAGUAUUUUUACCAAAUUUAGACACUACAAGUUCUUUUAAAGAAAUGUGUGAAGAAAAUUUAGGAUCAAAAUCUGUUAAUUCAUCUGAAAAUUUAGACAAUACAGUAAACAGUUUAGUGUCAAACUUUUUACAGGGCACUGAAUAUUUCAAGUUACUAGUAGAUGUAUUUGCGCCAGUUUUUCGAAACCCAAAGAAUGUCCAUUUGCGAAACUUCUUUAUUAUUAUACCACCACUAACCUUAAAUUUUAUAGAGCAUAUGAUACUAUCAAAGGAUAAAAUGACAAAGAAAAAUAAAGUAGGGGCUGCCUUUACUGAUGAUGGAUUUGCAAUGGGCAUAGCUUACAUAUUGAAAUUAUUAGACCAGGUACAAAAAUCCCUCGGAACAUCCGGGGACUCCGAAGAGACCGGACAGGACAAUAACACGCGGGUGUCACCGAAAAAAUUUUAACUCAUGACAAGGCUCAGCAACGCACACAACGAACUUAGGUCCGCGUUGCGCGCACGAUCCGAUUUGAAAAGAUGGACCCAGUAUUCUCUUUGAAAACGUCUUCUUUCUUAAACUUUAUGUUAAUUACAACACAACGUAAUCUGAGAAUGUUUACUCAAAUUUUCAGGGGGCGAAUGUUCGCAAAUCGUGUGUGUUGAAUCCGUGACAAGUCCUCGGCGGAGAUUUUCUUCACGAUUCAAGGACUUUUUCC